AUGGAUGACCUCUCCGGCCGCACCGCCGCCUCGCCUCCGCCUCCGCCUCUUACUCUUCCACUUCCGCAUGACAACCUCCUCCUGGAGAUCCUCCUGCGGCUACCGCCUGAGCCAAUCUACCUCCUCCGCGCCUCCCUCGUCUCCAAGCACUGGCGCCGCCUCGUCCACGACGCCAGGUUCCUCCGCCGCUUCCGCGCGUUCCACGGGGCGCCUCCUGUGCUCGGCUUCCUCAACAACCAGCCGGGGCCUCCCCUCUUCGUCCCCACCUCCGACGCCUUCGCUGCAGUCCCCUCCUCCAUGAUGUCCCACGACUCUUGGUGGGCCUUGGACUGCCGCCACGGCCGCGCCCUCCUCCAACACAGGAACUCCGGGAAUCUCCUGGUCUGGCACCUCAUGUCUGGCGAGCAGCGCUGCUUGCCGCGGCCGCCGCCGGCGCUCGAUGGCUACGAUUGCGGACCCGGCUUCAACGCCGCGGUCCUCCGCGCGGCCGGCAACGAGGACCGCCUCGACUGCCGCUCCUGCCCGUUCCUCGUGGCCGUAGCGCUCACCCACGGCGGCCAUGCUGACCUGACCUCCGCCUGCGUCUACUCGUCUAAGACCGGCGUCUGGGGAGACGUCAUCUCCGUCGCCACGCUAGAGGAAGUUGAGGCCCGGCCGACGACUCUGGUCGGAAACACGCUCUACUGGCCAAUGACCGCCGGUUGCAUCCUUGAAUUUGAUGUGGACAAAUAUAGCUUGGAUACAAGUGAGGUGCCAAACGAUAUGUUUUGCUACUAUGAGGGCCUGAUUGUCCUCAUGCCGGCGGAGCAUGGAGGCCUUGGCUUUGCAGCAGUUGACGGUCUCAGUCUCCAUCUCUUCUCAAGGGUGGCUACCACUGACGGCACUCUAGUCUGGACGCUUUGCCGGGCCAUUGAUCUGAACAAGUUUCUUACGCCGGAUGUGGUGGUGAGCUGUAAGACGUUUUCAAUGGAGGCAAUUGGCGUCGCUGAAGGUGCUGAUGUGGUUUUCAUUUAUGCGUGUAAAUGCGCCUACAUGCUUCAUCUCAAGUCUAUGCAGUUUGAUGAGGUGUCCGUUAAAGGAACCUAUGCCAGCAUUUUUCCAUACACCAGUUUCUAUACCCCGGUACUACCAUGUCUUUUAUCCUCUAGGAAUGAUAAAGUGUAG
Aegilops tauschii subsp. strangulata is the source of this 1164-nucleotide messenger RNA. RefSeq lists its product as uncharacterized. NCBI's taxonomy places the organism in Eukaryota, Viridiplantae, Streptophyta, Magnoliopsida, Poales, Poaceae. The record is from RefSeq and is a predicted model, not a curated record. Gene Ontology annotation, molecular function: protein binding.